CUUUCUUUCUUCUCUCACUCGCGCUUCUUCUCCGUCGGUAUCGGCCGCAUCAUGCUCCAGAGGUGAUAGUGCACCUUUGCUUCCGAAGGCAAGAUGGCGGCGGCCCCGUCACGUCCUUUUGACUAUCUCGAAAGCCUUCCCGGAACGGUCUUCUUCAAGCUCUACCAACAGCCCUCUACCGCGCUUGCUAUCUUCAGGCGCAUGCUGCCUGACCUGGCAAAAUGCUUCGUGAUGGCGCUCCUCUAUUUAAAGGAUCCGCUACCAGCGGCGGACCUGGAGAUUUGGGUGAGAUCUGAGAGCUUGAAAGAACGGGAUAGCGCUCUUUCAAUCCUGGGAAGGUUACAUAUCCUCUCCAAUACGACAAAUGCGGCGAACGUCCGAGCUUACAUGGUCACCGAUCCAUUUGCAGUUUCUCUUCGGCAAGCUCUUACAGGUGCUGAAAAAACACAGUCGUUUGGGGUGCUUUACCGAUUAUCAGAUGGGGAGAAUGUCUCGAUCGCCAAUCUUGAUGACUAUGCGCGCCGACAAUGGGAAGGGGUGCUUGGUUAUAUGGUUGGCACUGGCGGGCUCGGAAUACAACGUGAUGCGAACCUGAGUAAAGGCGUUAAACAACUUUUACAAGCCGGGCAUCUGGUGGAGAUCAGAGAUCGCCGCGUCGAAAUUACUCAAGACGGAUUCGCAUUUGUCCUCCAAGAUGUAGGCACGCAAGUCUGGCAUAUCUUGAUUCUAUACGUUGAGAGCGCAGAAGCCAUUGGGAUGGAUAGUGUUGAGGUGCUUUCCUUUAUAUUUCUCCUCAGCAGUUUGGAACUCGGCAAAUCGUACGAAAAGAGACAUUUGACAUCAAACCAACUCCGCACUCUAACCGAUUUAGCGGAUUUUGGCAUCGUGUAUCAGGAUUCUCCCGAAGCGAGCCAUUUUUAUCCCACUCGUCUUGCGACCACCCUUACAUCGGACUCAAGCGCCCUCGGAAAUCCAAUAGCCGGCACACUCUCUGGCCCCGCCGGAAGUGACUCUAACCAACCUGGCUCUGGCUUCAUUAUCAUUGAAACAAACUAUCGGCUUUAUGCAUAUACAUCCUCGCCACUUCAAAUCUCUCUUAUUGCAUUAUUUACGACUCUUAAGUAUCGUUUCCCUAACCUAGUCACGGGCAAGAUCACUCGGCAGUCUAUUCGCCGGGCAAUUGAAAUGGGUAUCACGGCCGAUCAAAUUGUCUCAUACCUGGCUACACAUGCACACCCGCAAAUGCGCAAGCACAAUGUGUCUCGGUCCACGUCCAAUCAAGCCGGUAUCCCGCCAUCGGUCCUUCCGCCUACGGUUGUUGACCAGAUCAGGCUUUGGCAGCUGGAGCGCGACCGUGUUAGAGCCACGGCCGGCUUUUUGUUCAAGGAUUUUGUCAGUUUGGCCGAAUACGAGGCCCCGUGUCGGUAUGCUGAAGAGAUCGGGGUUCUUAUAUGGAAGUCUGACCGCAAAAGAAUGUUCUUUGUGACUAGACAUGAACAAGUUGCGGCAUUCCUGCGAAGCAGGAAAUAAAACAUUUCAUCAUCAUACCGUAUUUUCGGCGUUGGAGCAGAAUUAAUAUUAGCUGAUAACAUCUGCCCAUUCUAUCUAUGCAUAGCUGCGACUGGGCGUUUUUGGGAUUCGCGGGACACAUUAAAAAUGAGGGUUUUCAGGAUUCACAGGAUUGUAAAAUAAGAACAAGAUGAGAAGCUAUAAUCGGUUAAAGAAUAACUCUCAGUGAUUCGAACACCAAUUAUGUGUCUAUAAUGCAUCUACAGGGCACUCCGAAGCCUGGGCGCC
This is a messenger RNA of Aspergillus versicolor CBS 583.65, 1797 nucleotides long. RefSeq names its product TFIIH/NER complex subunit TFB2. Gene Ontology annotation, biological process: nucleotide-excision repair. Gene Ontology annotation, cellular component: transcription factor TFIIH core complex; transcription factor TFIIH holo complex. The transcript is spliced from 3 exons. Gene Ontology annotation, molecular function: ATPase activator activity; double-stranded DNA binding. NCBI's taxonomy places the organism in Eukaryota, Fungi, Ascomycota, Eurotiomycetes, Eurotiales, Aspergillaceae. Bases 94 to 1530 code for a protein of 478 amino acids. The record is from RefSeq and is a predicted model, not a curated record.